UCCCUGGAAGUGCGAUUGCAGUGCGAGAUCGAAGAAAUCAUGACCCCUGACCCUGACAGCGUCCUUCCUUUCUCGGAACCCUCCCCCCAGCCUCUGUCCAUGAAGAGCAGGAUGCUGGCUGGCAGUGCCAACGCCGUGACCAACGAGGGGCCCCUGAAGGACAGCGUACCGUGUCUGAGUGUGAAAAGCCGGCCCGUGAGGAUGCCCCCGGGGUACCAGGCGGAUCUGGUAGUCCAGAUUGUGUGGGUGGAUGGAGAGCCUCCGCAACAGAUCACCAGUCUGGCUGUGAGCUCCGCCUAUGGCCUACUCUCCUUCGGGAACUGUAACGGAUUGGCUGUUGUAGAUUACAUUCAGAAAGCCAUCUUGCUCAGCAUGGGGACGGUGGAUCUCUACGGCACAAAUGACCCGUACCAGCGCCAGCCGCGCUCUCCGCGCAAGAGUAAGCAGUUCAAUGCAGACAACUUUUGCAUGCGUGGCCUCUCUAAUUUUUACCCAGAUUUAACGAAACGGAUCCGUACUUCCUAUCAGAGUCUAACAGAGCUCACAGACAGCCCCGUGUCCCUGGACCUGGAUCGCUGCAAGUCUCCCACUUCAGGUACGUGUGAUGGAAU
Molecule: messenger RNA, 611 nt
Organism: Nanorana parkeri
Lineage: Eukaryota; Metazoa; Chordata; Amphibia; Anura; Dicroglossidae
Product: syntaxin-binding protein 5-like
Exons: 5
Biological process (GO): regulation of exocytosis; regulation of protein secretion
Cellular component (GO): cytoplasm; SNARE complex; plasma membrane
Molecular function (GO): myosin II binding; syntaxin binding; GTPase activator activity
Source: RefSeq, a predicted model, not a curated record